This is a messenger RNA of Phyllostomus hastatus (greater spear-nosed bat), 939 nucleotides long. RefSeq names its product olfactory receptor 51B6-like. The coding region runs from base 1 to 939 and encodes 312 amino acids. The transcript has a single exon. Lineage: Eukaryota; Metazoa; Chordata; Mammalia; Chiroptera; Phyllostomidae. Gene Ontology annotation, molecular function: G protein-coupled receptor activity; olfactory receptor activity. The record is from RefSeq and is a predicted model, not a curated record. Gene Ontology annotation, cellular component: membrane. Gene Ontology annotation, biological process: G protein-coupled receptor signaling pathway.
AUGGAACUCAAUACCAGUGCCAGACCCUUUCUUCUAACUGGAUUCGUGUGCUUGGAAAAGGCUCACCAUUGGAUCUCCAUUCCAUUAUCUGCAGUCUACACCUCCAUAGUUCUGGGCAAUGGUAUUCUUAUAUUUCUCAUUAGGGCUGACCAUAACCUCCAUGAGCCCAUGUAUUAUUUCUUAGCCAUGCUGGCAACCACAGAUCUGGGGAUGACCUUGGUUACAAUGCCUACAGUGCUGUGUGUGCUGUGGAUGAAUCACAGGGAAAUUAGUCAUGGUGCCUGCUUUCUCCAAGCCUACUUCAUUCAUAGUCUCUCUGUCACUGAGUCUGGAAUUUUGCUAGCCAUGUCCUAUGAUCGGUUCAUUGCCAUCUGCAACCCACUGAGAUAUACUUCCAUUCUUACCAACACCCAGGUGAUAAAGAUUGGAAUGGGAGUUUUUAUGAGGGGAUUUGGUCUCAUCUUGCCCCCAAUAUUGCCUCUCUAUUGGUUCUCCUAUUGUAGAUCCCAUGUCCUCUCUCAUGCAUUCUGCCUCCAUCAGGAUAUUAUCAAACUAGCCUGUGCUGACAUCACCUUCAAUCGCCUCUAUCCUGUUGUAGUGAUGUUUUCUAUGGUUUUACUGGACUUCCUGAUAAUCUUUUGUUCUUAUAUUUUGAUUUUUAAGACUGUCAUGUGCAUUGCAUCUGGAGAAAAUAGGUCCAAGGCCCUCAACACUUGUGUUUCCCAUAUAUGCUGCAUCUUGGUCUUUUAUGUCACUGUCAUUGGCUUGACAUUUAUCCAUCGAUUUGGGAAGAAUGUUCCCCACCUAGUACAUAUUCUAAUGAGCUAUGUAUAUUUCCUUUUCCCUCCUUUUAUGAACCCUGUCAUUUAUAGCAUUAAAACUAAACAGAUUCGCAGUAGUAUACUCCAAUUAUUCUCUCCACCCCCAUCAAGAACAUGA